Paramecium tetraurelia is the source of this 1623-nucleotide messenger RNA. RefSeq lists its product as uncharacterized. The transcript is spliced from 5 exons. Lineage: Eukaryota; Ciliophora; Oligohymenophorea; Peniculida; Parameciidae. The record is from RefSeq and is a predicted model, not a curated record. Gene Ontology annotation, molecular function: phosphoprotein phosphatase activity.
AUGAGAAAAAACUAAACCACGAUAAAAACAAGACCAGCUCGAGCCAUCUCACAAGCCAAAGAUCCAAGGGAAUCAUAAUUUCCCAUCAUUGAAUAGAAACAAGCUAAACCUUCUUCUGUCAUAAGAAGUUCAAAAAAAUCAUUAGACUUUAAUCGACUUAUAAAAAAUCCAAGAUUAAAUGAUAGCAGGUUGGAGGAGGCUUUAGAAGCAGAUUUAAGUUUCAAAAAAAUGGAAUUAAAGGAUAACAGGUUAUAAAAGGGUUCCCCUCAAAAACCAAAUUUGUAACUAAUAUCAGAAACAAGUUAAGCUGAAAAUGAACAAAGAGCAUCCACUCCUCCAAGAAAAAACAGAAAAGAAGGACAAGAUUUUAAUGCCAGAUCUGAAUCUUUCGCCACCUUAGAACCUAUGCAUCAUGCCGAAGAAACAUUAGCAGAAAAUCUUAGAAUAUUCAUUAAAAUUUAUGAAAUCAUGAACUACCUCUUAAAUUCAAUGAAAAAAAAUACUACUCUAGAACUAAUAAAUUAAAUCAACUAAUACAUGGAAUUGACUGAAGAUACUGGAUUUCAAUAUCUGGAAGAGUUACUACAAGAACAUGCCAAGCAAGUCAGAUAAAUAUUUCUAAUCUUACGCGUCGGAAUUGUUGUUUUAGUUAAUUGUUUUUUUGAUCUCCAUUUCUAUUUAAGUAGUAUGAGUAAUAUCAAGAAUAUAUUGCUCUACAAUAUUUAAAAUUUAAGUCACCUCUCUGAUAUUUUAUUAGAGAAACUCAAAGAGAAAACCAGAAUAUCCUCUAUAUUUAUAGUUGUAUUCCUAAUUGUAAUUUAACAUUAACAAGAAAACCAUUGUCACCAAAAAGCAAGAUUAUUGGACUUACAUUAAGUAGAACAUAGAAUUAUUACAAAAUCUUUAUAAAUCCCUUACAAAAAAGUUAGAAGGGACUUAUACUAAUUUUUAAUCAUCUUCCUAAGGAGUCUAUAAAAUUAUACAAUAAAGGAAUCCUUAAGAAAUUUGUAGGAAUUCAUUUCAUUUUAUUUUACAAUCCAACAGAGUUACUAGGGCUUACUAGGAAUACCAUUGAUAUGUGUAGCUCCCCAGCCUUACCUUCCGUACACAAAUCCGAAAACUUAUACUCUUGUUUUAGAUAUGGACGAAACUUUGAUACAUUUUACUGAUUAGACAGGACACUUCCUGAUUCGUCCUUUUACUCAUCAAUUCUUAUAGGAGAUGAGUUAGUUUUAUGAGUUAGUAGUAUUUACAGCUGGAUUACCUGAUUAUGCUAAUUGGGUUUUAGAUCAGGUUGAUAAAAACAAAAACAUAUCAUAUCGACUAUUUAGGUAACAUGCUUUAUAAUAUUCUAAUUAAUUUAUAAAAGAUCUUUCCAGAUUGGGAAGAGAUCUUUCAAAGUGUAUAAUUGUAGAUAAUGUUCCUGACAAUUUUUAAAAUUAACCAGAAAAUGGGAUAUUUAUAAAGACAUGGUACAGUGAUUAAAACGAUACUGCUUUAGCUGAAUUAGGUCCAAUUUUGAAGUCUAUUGUUAUGAAAAAAGCAGAAGAUGUUCGUUUAGCCUUGAAAGAAGUAAGAAAAAUGUUGACAUAAAGUAUCCAACUGCCUCCCUUAUAGGGGUGA